AGCUAGGUCUCGAGGUUUGGUGUCACGCAACCUAGUGCUAAAGAUGCAGCGUCUGUGAGCGGUGAAAGUUCCAUGGCCACCACUCGUGGCGUGGCCUCAGUUCGAUCGAUCUGACGUCUACCCAACGGCGGCUCGCGUGGGCUGACAUGGAGGUCAACUCAUCGGCAGAUAAGACACCUGGGGAUACCAGAAUACUGGGUGGAUGUUCCGCCAUUUCGGGGCAAGCAGGAAUAGGCACACAAGUCCGCCUCUACUACGCAGCGCCCUCCACCGCGAUAAUGCAUGUCAGAUAUCACACCCACAGUAACGUGGUAUAGAAAGACACAGGGUUUCCCCAAGGGUUCACACGCCCGAGCCUCCUUCACCCCAACCAUGGCGGAUCUAUCCAGCUGGCGGCAUCUCGUUGUGCUUCACUCCCUGUCCCAUUCGCCUACCAGGGCCGUCUGCUAGAGAGUGUUGGAAUAUUGCAGCGGCAGAUCCCCGGUCCGGUCACAGUUCCGCACGCCCCUUUUUUCUUGGCUUAGCUUGCGCCCUCGGGACACCAGUCUUCGCGGCAGUCAUGUUUCCCCGGGCUGGACUGUCCGCCAUCGCCGCGCUCAUGGUAACCAUAGCCGUCUCAACUGGCCCAUGCUCCACCAAAAGUCCGUGUGCUACCCUCGCGGCCGCGGGCCUCCAGGACACCGUGCUCAAGCCGGGUGAUGCCGCCUACGCGGAGCGCAUCAACACGCUGUGGUCCGCCUCGGCCCGCCUGGCGCCGGCGUGCAUAGUCACGCCCAAGGACGCGGCCGAGGUGUCGGUAGUGCUGCAGACCCUGCGGAAGAUGCCCCGGGCCAAGUUCGCCAUCCGCAGCCGCGGCCACAGCCACUGGGCCGGCGGCAACAACGUCGACGGCGGCGUCGAGAUCGACCUGAGCGCCCACUUCGUCGGCGCCACGUACGACGCCGGCACCAAGCUGGCCUCGGUCCUGCCCGCCAGCCGCUGGGGCACGGUGCUCAAGGACCUCGAGCUCCAGCACGGCGUGGCCGUCGUCGGCGGCCGCGACGGCAACGUCGGCAUCGGCGGCUUCCUCACGGGCGGCGGCAACUCGUACUACACGGGCAGGUACGGUUUCGGCUGCGAUAAUGUCGUCAACGCCGAAGUCGUGCUCGCCGACGGCCGCGUCGUCAACGCCAACAAGGACGAGAACGCGGACCUGUUCAAGGCGCUCAAGGGCGGCUGGGGCAACUUUGGCAUCGUCACCCGCUUCGACCUCUUCACCUUCCCCAGCGGCCCGGUCUGGGGCGGCGCCCGCUUCAACAACGUGUCGCAGGGGGCCGUCGUCGUCAGCUCCAUGGUCAACUUCACCGCGAACUCCCGCGAGCACCCCGGCGCCGCCUACCUCAUCAGCUGGACCUACAACCCGGCCGUCGGCAAGGAGCCGGUCCUCGCCCAGUUCCUGAUCGACACCGACGGCGUCGCCGCCGGCCCCGCCUUCACCGAGGCCCUGCAGUCGACCCAGCUCUUCAACGACUUCACCACGCGCCGCAUGGACCAGCUCGUCGACGCCUACCUGCUCCCGGCCGGCAGGCGCAACGUCUGGUUCACCCUGACCUUUGCCAACGAUGUCCGCGUCGUCAACAGGGCCGACGAGCUCAACGCCGUCUUCGUAGCCGACAUGCUCGCGGCCGUGCCCGCCGACCAGCUGGCCACCCAGGUGCUCUUCCAGCCCAUGCCCGAGCUCUUCUUCGAGCUUGGCCGGGCCAGGGGCGGCAACGUCCUGGGCAUGGACCGCGUCGAGGGCGACUCGCUCCAGUGGCUGCUCGCCUGCACCGUCGAGACGGCCGAACAGGAGAGGCUGCUGCACGAGCGGUCCCUCCGCUUCAAGACCGAGCUGGCCGACUACGCGAGGUCCAUCGGCGUACUGCGCGAGUGGCAGUACAUCAACUACGUCGACCCCACUCAGGACCCCGUCGACAGCUACGGCCCUGACAACGUCGCCUUCCUCAAGCAGGUCUCGGCCAAGUAUGACCCUAAGGGCUUCUUCCAGAAGCAGCAGGGCGGUGGCAUCAGGCUGCCUGCCUGAGUCGUACCCGUCUAAAUAAAGUCCGUCUUACCCAUCGUGGUACAUAUAUCGUAUAAAUCACGCUAGUAAAUGGACAAAUAAUCGAAUGACACGUCUUGGCGUUGCAACUGCGCGUCUGUGAUUCGUCAACAAGAAGCUAUGGGGGACCUUGCAGUGGUGCUGUCCUGCUUCGGGUUGGGCCUCGGGAUUUCAUCUCCUGUCUUCACGUUUUGGGACUCUCCCAAAGAUUUGUCGCUGCUAGCCCUGGAGCUGAGAUCAGCAUGAUAUAUACCUGGUACCUAGUAGUUGUGGAAAUGAUGUGGGGCAUCUAUCGUGGCCCAACAGUGAUGACCCUUGGUGGAUGCUCAGCUCAAACCUCGGGUUCGCCAAGGAUCGAAGGAUCACCGACGACUGCAGCUUUUCGACAAUGACAAGGCCCCUGGCCCCCUUAGCUCGUUUAGAGCUUAGCCUUGCCCUUGGCCUUGCCAAACACAACCUUGUUGGUGCAGGACCCG
Gaeumannomyces tritici R3-111a-1 is the source of this 2556-nucleotide messenger RNA. RefSeq lists its product as hypothetical. The record is from RefSeq and is a predicted model, not a curated record. The coding region runs from base 560 to 2062 and encodes 500 amino acids. The transcript is spliced from 2 exons. NCBI's taxonomy places the organism in Eukaryota, Fungi, Ascomycota, Sordariomycetes, Magnaporthales, Magnaporthaceae. Gene Ontology annotation, molecular function: FAD binding; oxidoreductase activity.